Messenger RNA from Lathyrus oleraceus (garden pea), 1417 nucleotides. RefSeq lists its product as uncharacterized. The coding region runs from base 71 to 1099 and encodes 342 amino acids. The record is from RefSeq and is a predicted model, not a curated record. The transcript has 7 exons. NCBI's taxonomy places the organism in Eukaryota, Viridiplantae, Streptophyta, Magnoliopsida, Fabales, Fabaceae. Gene Ontology annotation, biological process: proteolysis. Gene Ontology annotation, molecular function: metalloendopeptidase activity; ATP binding; ATP-dependent peptidase activity.
CGUGGCAUGGAAAACAACAAUAAAAUAAAAAACUAGGAAACUAGUUUAUUUCAUUCAAGAAGUUGAUUAAAUGAUUGGUCUGGGUUUCAUGCAUGGUGUCUGUGUGGGCGCGGGUCUCCCAUCAUGCUCUAGGCAGCCAAAACUUGUUGCAAGGGUGAGAAUCAAAUGCUCUACCAAAGUUGAAGUUUCUAGCUGCAGGCAACAAUUACUGGAAAAUGUAGACAAGGAACUAAUCAAAGGAGAUGAGAGAGCUGCUCUUGUACUCGUCAAGGAUUUACAAGGCAAUCCCAACUGGCUUCGCUGUUUCGGCGCAGCUAGGCAGGUUCCUCAAAGGCUUUACACAUUGGAUGAGUUAAAGUUAAAUGGAAUAGAAACUGCGUCUCUUCUAUCACCGGUGGAUACAACUCUUGGUUCCAUUGAGAGAAACUUGCUUAUUGCAUCUAUUCUUGGAGCUUUUGCUGCUUGGAAUGUCCUUGGAAUUUCCCAACAACAAAUCUUCUAUAUAUCAUUGGGAUUGCUGUUUCUCUGGACUUUUGACUUGGUUUCUUUUGGUGGAGGUCUUGGUAGCUUGGUUGUUGAUACAAUUGGUCAUAACUUCAGUCAGAAAUACCAUAACAGAGUUAUUCAACAUGAAGCUGGUCAUUUUUUAAUUGCUUAUCUACUUGGAAUACUUCCUAAAGGAUAUUCAGUUUCUAGUUUGGACGCUUUGAAGAAGGAGGGUUCUCUCAAUAUUCAAGCAGGCACGGCGUUUGUGGAUUUCGAGUUUGUUGAAGAAGUUAAUGCGGGGAAAGUAUCAGCUACCACAUUGAACAAGUUUUCAUGUAUAGCUCUGGCCGGGGUAUGCACCGAGUAUCUUAUAUACGGAUUUGCUGAAGGAGGUCUAGAUGACAUAAGAAAGUUAGAUUCUUUGCUCAACGGGCUAGGCUUCACGCAGAAGAAGGCGGAUUCUCAGGUUAGAUGGUCUGUGCUAAACACGGUCUUACUCUUGCGUCGACAUGAAGUAGCUCGAGCUAAGCUUGCUGAGGCGAUGUCUGCGGGAAGAUCGGUAGGAUCCUGCAUUGAUGUUAUAGAGAAUUCUAUCGAUGUUUCGGAUCUAUAACUGAAGGUUCUGGAACCCGUCAGACAGUUUCCUUCACCCUCUCUAUAUUGUGCUCUCCUCUCGUAGCUUAUUGAUUCGAAAAACUUCCAUUUGGUUUUAGGCUGCUAAAAUCUUCUGCAAGAGGAAUCUGAAUAGCUUUUGUUACUGCAGAAUGCAGUAAAUAAGUGCAGUCUUUUAUGAUGUAACCCUGCUAAGUAGGCUUAGUUUUCAUGGAUAUAAGUAAGCUUGUAUAUAUAUGAGGUAUGCUUAAACAACUCAUUAUUGUUAACAUUUUUAAACACAUAUAUGGUUAUGCGUUAGAAAGAGCUUGACUAUUGA